CGAUUGGCUCCGCGGACAUCUGCACGGACGUCCGCCCUCGGGAUGCGCGCGUUGAAUCGUCUCGUCAGUUUCCCGCCACCGUCUGGUCCUGUGCGGCUUUCGUGAUGGAAAUUAUGGAAUUACCCAGGUCGCGCAUCAACGCCAGCAUGCUAGCUCAGUACAUCGACCGGCCGGUCUGCUUCGUGGGGAGGCUAGAAAAGAUUCAUCCAACUGGAAAAAUGUUCAUUCUUUCAGAUGGAGAAGGAAAAAAUGGAACCAUUGAGUUGAUGGAGCCUCUUGAGGAAGAAAUCUCUGGAAUCGUGGAAGUAAUUGGAAAAGUAACACCCAAGGCAACUAUUAUGUGUACAUCUUAUUUCCAGUUUAAAGAAGAUAACCAUCCUUUUGAUCUUGGACUUUACAACGAAGCAGUGAAAAUUACCCAUGAGUUCCCUCAGUUUUUUCCUUUGGGAGUUGAAAAGUCUGAUUGAUUGCAAUGAAAUUUUUACAAUAGCAAAUGACCUACAUUGAAGACUAUUAAAGGAGGCCCAAGUGAUCUCCAUAGGGAGCACUUACUGAGGUCUUUAAUAUUUCAUCUGUUCUCUUUAAUUUUAUGUACCUAACUUUAUUAGAGUUCAUCCCAGUACACCAUUUUUUUAAUGGCUCUGACAUACUCAGAUCUUUCUUAAGCCCUCAUAAAAAAAUUAUACUUCUCCAGUGUAUAGUUAAAUCAGAUGUAAAAACAAAUUACCAAAGUUUAGUGACUUCAUUAAUAAAAGUUAAAAUGAUAAAUAC
Molecule: messenger RNA, 771 nt
Organism: Sorex fumeus (smoky shrew)
Lineage: Eukaryota; Metazoa; Chordata; Mammalia; Eulipotyphla; Soricidae
Gene: RPA3
Product: replication protein A3
Exons: 4
Coding region: 105-467 (120 amino acids)
Biological process (GO): mismatch repair; double-strand break repair via homologous recombination; nucleotide-excision repair
Cellular component (GO): site of double-strand break; nucleus; DNA replication factor A complex
Molecular function (GO): damaged DNA binding; single-stranded DNA binding
Source: RefSeq, a predicted model, not a curated record